Molecule: messenger RNA, 1599 nt
Organism: Ostertagia ostertagi
Lineage: Eukaryota; Metazoa; Nematoda; Chromadorea; Rhabditida; Trichostrongylidae
Source: the annotation of a GenBank genome assembly
AUGAGGCUGGCCAACCUGGUCAUGCUUAUCGUUGUGCUGUACGAUUCAGAUAUCUUCCUGGUCAUCGCCCAUACUGAGACCUGCUGCCGGAAUCGUGGCGUUUCGGAGGCCUGCUCACACGCUUUGUGUCGCCUCGAAUCGCCACCCGGCGACAUUGAACGCUAUACGAUCUUCGAGGCCCGCACCGGCUGUGCCCACUAUCUGACGGAAAUCGCUGAAUGCCUCGUUGAUGGCCGUGAUUCGUCCGAAUGUUGCCGUACAACAGCAAUUCAAGCUGAGGAGAGCUCCUGCCUUGCUAUUUGUCGUGGUUCGUCGAACGGCGUAAGUCGCUGGAUACGAUACCAAUCAUGCCUGGCGAUCAAUCUACCUUCAAUGUACACCUGUAUUCUCGGCAGCCAUUCCAAUACGCCGACUCCACCUCAGCUUCUUAAGGUGAUCUCGAAGACCAGCACAUCGGUAGAGAUCCAAUGGAGUGCCCCAGCCAAGUACCCGGAACUGGUACACAUUUACAAAGUACACGUCACUGACACAUCCGGCGCUAUACACGAGGAGGUGAUUCACUCGACGAAGCUAUUCUCAAUAAAUCUGACGAAUCUUCGUUCUGAAGGGAAGUAUUCAAUAUUUGUCGUUGCGCAUGCAUCAGAUCUGUCCAAAAAAUCCACACCAUCGGAUAUUCUGCACAUCAGCACUUCCGGAACUGACGACCUGGAUGGUGUCAGCUACACUUCCACAGUGCAGCUUCCACAUGACGCCACCAUGGCGACACUGGCAUGUCGUCUACGUAUGGGCGUUGGAGCGAAGAUGUAUAUGGUGUGGGAGAAGCAGAUUGGUUCCUCUCAUCGUAAGGUCGAAGGUAGUCGCUUCAAAGUCACCACCUAUGCAUCUGAAGACAGUACCGGUAUGCUGGUAUCAGCUCUCGAUAUCCGCUCUCUUGAACGCUCCGAUUUCGGCACGUACAAAUGUCAUGUGCGUGGGAAUGGCAACGACUAUGGCGAGGUCCAUCUUGUCGCGCAUUCACACGCCAUUGGACGUCCUCCUCUGAAUCCACCCGAAACGCCUCUAGAAUGUUGCUCUCGAGCCGUAUUCCGAGCACAUUGCCAUUCAGUAUGUCACCCAGGAAGUGAAAGGAAACGUGGCCUCAAACCUGGUAACUUUUUGCCACAAUAUCGAUGCCUCGAUGAAUUUCAAAGCUUACUACGCUGCACGCUCAGUGAAAUGAAUAGCGCCGCAUGCUGUAUUCGGAAAAAGAUACCAUAUCACUGCCUUGGAAUGUGUGACAGCAAUUACGAGCUGACAACGCUGGAUGGUUACAACUGCCUGGAACAUGAAAACCACAUCCGUCAGUGUCAAAUGGAAGCAAUCAACAUGCGUCCGGAAGCGGUCUCAGACCUUCAAAUACGAACCGAAGGCGACACAACUGUGUAUCACGUAUAUCAUCGGAGAAGAAAAGGAGCCUGGAAAUCCUUUUCGGUCACAAAAACGACGGCUCGAAUAAAAAAUGCUGACGAGAUCAUGAUCCUUGCAGUAAACGCAUAUGGCGCCGCCUCGGCGAAUCGUAUAGCCUUCGAGGAUAAUGAGUGGGUUGGGAACUACGAUUGA